Molecule: messenger RNA, 2067 nt
Organism: Candidozyma auris
Lineage: Eukaryota; Fungi; Ascomycota; Pichiomycetes; Serinales; Metschnikowiaceae
Exons: 1
Coding region: 1-2067 (688 amino acids)
Source: RefSeq, a predicted model, not a curated record
AUGCUCAUCGAUUUUUCCACUGAGAUCAUGUUGAACUUCAACUCCAAGGAGUAUUAUCGGGUUCUAGUACUUCUUGUCAACUGCUACCCAGAGGAGCUCACUGCUCUGGCCAAAGCUGCGUCUGCAAUUGCCCUAGUCAGAUUGGGUAGAUUAAGAGGCGCCGUCCAUUUUCUUAUUCAGGCUAUAGAGGCGGCGCCCAACCCUUCCGAUAGAAAGCUCUAUAUGUUCGUUCUCAAAACAAUACUUGAAGACAACGGUCGACGCUCCCCAAAGUUCCUGAAGAUCGUAAACGAUACGAUCGCCACUGAUGAAGACAGAAAAAUUAUUGGCUCCUGGAUGGGCUACUUCUAUAACUUGCCGCCUCCCCAACCGCUUCUUGCUCAGGUCCAGCGCUAUGAGACCGCUGGUGGCCUCAUUACGCCCAAUUCCUUCUGCGCAGCAGUCAAGAGGGAUACCUCCAAUACACGAUUGGUGGACGAAAAGACACUUCCAUAUAGAAUAUUUGAUCUAAUCGAGGAAUUUGGCCCAUGGGAUGUGACAAACUCUCUCAUCAAGUCUCACUACAAUCACAACACAAAGAUUCGAAGACUUAUUGAGCUGUCGUCCAGUUUAUUAACGCUCGAAGAAGACAUGACAGGCGCUCUUGAUUUCUCGGCAAUAAGCUGUGUGAGGGCAACUCUUGCAAUGAUCUACUUUCUUAAGCACGACUACCAGAAAGCCUGCCUCUGGUGUGACGAAUACUUUUCUCUUUCUGACCACCUUCGUCUCGUUCUCUCCCCAGACAAUAUGAGCGGUGUUGCAACUAAGGAUAUCGUCACAGUACUGAUGAUUAUGACUAACUGUAUUGAGCUAGGUAUACUUGCCGAUAUUCCCCUUCUCGAAACAUUACUAUCCAGACUUCUUGAUCCUAAGACGAGCAUGAUAGAGCUCAGGAGAGAAGAGAAUAGUACAGAUGGGGAAUCAAUAACAGAUUUGGGCUCCUCUGACCUAUGUGAACGGCAUGUUUGGAACUCACUAUCAACUCAAGAAGAAUCGCCGCAUGUCUUAUCCUUUUCCAUGAGAAAGUCUCAAUUCUUUUCAUGCUGUGGUCAUCUUCACAGGCAGAUUGCUGCAAAAAAAGCUACCCCUGUCAACAUAAGCAUCGAUUGUGAGAAACAAUUAUUGGGCAAAUGUUACGAUUUUAACGAGUGCAUCGAAACAGCUAGGCUGUACAUAUUAGCAGCAGCUUGUCACCCUCUCGAGGACCCGCUCUUGUACCGCAUGUACGAUAGGGUAAUUUGGGCACUUUGCUUGGCUGGAGGCAUUCAUACAAGGGUUGUAUCGAUGUUCUUGACUGCUCGUAAUAAGGCACAAUAUGCUGCAACCUUUGUGCCCGCUAUUAGGGAACAACCUUUUGAUAACAAAACAUAUCUUGUAGGGCAUAGCCCUGGAAUGCCACAUCGUCCAAAACUGGCACCUUUAUCGAGCUUUUCAAGUAGGUCUUACAGCUUCGUGAACCUCCACAGAUUGCAAGGGAGACCAGUUUCUCUAGCGGAACCUUGUGGUCCAUAUCGACCCCAAGCAGUCAUUCGAAGAGGAAACUCAAAAAAAAACCAAUCAAAUUGGUUUUCUGACAACAAACACGAUAGUGUAUUUUCAGGAGCCGUCAUUUCUCCAUGGCCAGAUUUCAAAGAUUUGCAUGAAACAUUAUAUGAGAUGUAUCAAUUCAUCACCAUGACACACAGAUUUGCGAGAAACAAGCUUAUUUUCGACGACCUAGAUCCAGUUUUCUUGUCUCCCUCCGUCUUCGAGCACAAUUUGGGCAAUGAGGGCACAACUAUUUUUUUGGCAAACCAGUAUUUUUCGGGCGUCAAGAAAUUCAAGGCCAGUAGUGGUCUCUUUAUAGAGCCUGAAUUGCGUCCACGGAUCAAGCUUCUGCCAGAAAUCGUUGAGCGGCACUUUGCGUUGAGUAAGGAUUUGGCACGCUUGUGGGGCACAUCUUAUCUCCAGCAUCAUAGUGAUAUUCCAUGGUGGGCCACUGAUGUAUUGACUUGGGCAGGUAUGGAUCUAGGUAUCUUCAGGCGCUAA